AAGGGAACAGGGAGGGAGCCUGCCAACCUCAGGAUUCCUUUUUGCUUCUCUUUGAUCCAUUCAGAAAUUCCUGGUUGCAAAAACAAACCAUUAGAUGCAUUAAAUUCCCCGAGACUCUUCCAAGGGCGGCGAAGCGAGCGCGGCGAUUGGAUGGAUCUCCUUUGGUGGUGCACACGUGUGGCAAAAAGGAAGGGAAGAGCUUCCUGGGCAGCAACAACGACCAGUACCUUUGUAAAGGCGAAACCAGCGGCAGCAGGAGUGACUUUGGAAGGCAAGCUUGUAGCCAACCCAGGAAGCUGCCACUGCAUCCGUGGCUGAGCCUACACACCCCGAGACACAGACCCACACCAGCCACGCCAACCUUCGCUUGGAUCCUGUUCCCCAAGGGGCUGUGUGCUGUGGUCUACUCCGCCUGCCCCGGGUCGCGGUGCUCUGGGAUGGCCGGAUGAUAGCGCAGCGCCGCCACCCCACGCCGCGCACCAUGGCUGCCAAGGAAGAGCUGUACAGCAAAGUCACCCCCACGAGAAACAGGCAGCCCCGCACGGGGACGGUCAAGCACGGCUCCUCGCUGGACAUCCUCCUCUCCAUGGGGUUCCCCAAAGCGAGAGCACAGAAAGCUCUGGCAUCUACAGGAGGGCGGAGUGUCCAAGCAGCAUGUGACUGGCUUUUCUCUCAUGUAUGUGACCCUUUUCUUGACGACCCCUUGCCUCGAGAGUAUGUCCUCUACCUGCGUCCAACUGGCCCCUUAGCGCAGAAACUCUCAGAGUUCUGGCAACAGUCGAAGCAGCUGUGUGGGAAGAACAAAGCACACAACAUCUUCCCACAUAUCACGUUAUGCCAGUUCUUUAUGUGUGAAGACAGCAAGGUGGAUGCGCUCUGUGAAGCUCUGCAUGCCACAGUGACACGAUGGAGGUGCAAGUUUCCUGCCCCUCUGCCUCUCGAGCUCUACACUUCAUCAAACUUUAUUGGGCUCUUCGUCAAAGAGGACAGUGCUGAGGUCCUCAAGAAAUUUGCAGCAGACUUUGCUGCAGAGGCCACUUCUAAAGCAGAUGUUCACGUGGAACCCCAUAAGAAGCAGCUCCAUGUGACGCUGGCCUAUCACUUCCAAACGAGUCACUUGCCCAUGCUUGAGAAGUUAGCCCAGAGCAUAGACAUCAAGCUGGGUUGCGACUGGGUAGCUGCGAUAUUCUCCCGUGAUAUUAGAUUUGCUAAUCAUGAGACUCUACAGGUGAUCUACCCAUACACCCCACAAAACGAUGAUGAGCUUGAGCUUGUUCCUGGGGAUUUUAUCUUCAUGUCUCCUGUGGAGCAAAUCACAACCAGUGAAGGCUGGAUUUAUGGUACUUCCCUUGCAACUGGCUGCUCUGGGCUGCUACCUGAAAAUUACAUCACCAAAGCAGACGAAUGUGGCACUUGGGUGUUCCAUGGAUCAUAUUCCAUUCUGGAUACUACUUCUUCCCCAUCCCUUCUGAUGUUCACUGAUGGAGUAAUGGAUCGGAGACUGCAAGAAGAUCAGGGACCAGGGGAUCCUGGGCCUCUCACUAUCUUCUGUCCAAGUAUGCAGCCCUUAAGAAUCACUAACCCGCCUGGGCCUCAGAAGCGAUGCCUUUUCGUUUGCCGCCAUGGAGAGAGGAUGGAUGUUGUAUUUGGAAAAUACUGGCUCUCACAGUGCUUUGAUGCCAAAGGACGGUACAUGCGCACAAACCUGAAUAUGCCUCACAGCCUACCUCAAAGAAGUGGUGGUUUCAAGGAUUAUGAAAAAGAUGCCCCCAUCACAGUGUUUGGAUGCACACAAGCAAGGCUCGUUGGUGAGGCCUUGCUUGAAAGCAACACUAUCAUUCAUCACAUCUAUUGUUCCCCGUCACUGCGCUGCGUACAAACUGCACAUUAUAUUUUGAAAGGCUUGCAACAAGAAAAUAACAUGAAGAUUCGAGUAGAGCCGGGCUUAUUCGAGUGGACAAAAUGGGUCUCUGGGAGUUCCUUGCCUGCCUGGAUACUUCCUGUGGAUUUAGCUGCAGCCAGUUUGAGUGUUGAUACAACAUACAGACCUCAUAUACCAAUGAACAAGUUGGUUGUUUCAGAGUCGUAUGAUACGUACAUCAGCAGAAGCUACCAAGUAACAAAAGAAAUCCUAAGUGAAUGUAAAGCCAAAGGGAAUAACAUUUUGAUAGUGGCUCAUGCAUCCUCCCUGGAGGCUUGUACUUGCCAACUGCAGGGGCUGUCACCUCAGAAUUCCAAGGACUUUGUACAGAUGGUCAGAAAGAUUCCGUACUUAGGAUUUUGCUGCUGUGAAGAACUUGGCGACACGGGUCUGUGGCAACUUACCGAUCCCCCCAUCCUCCCUCUCACCCAUGGACCAACUGGCGGCUUUAACUGGAGAGAAACUUUGCUUCAAGAAUAAGGCAAAAAUUUAAAAAAAGAUGAACUGUUGAAAAGAUGGCCUUUCUAAAGACUGGAGAAUGUCUCAUCUAUUAUUCCCCCCACCCCACCCACUAAUUACUAACAGUGGAGAAAAUUAUUCAUAAGCUUCUAGAUGGAUUUAAAAAUAACACUCUAGCAUAUCUUCCACAGAGUGGCAUUCAUGCAUCUAGAAAAAUAGGUCAAUAUAGACAUGUACUCACACUCUCUCUCUGUCUCUCUCUCUUCAGGCUUCUGUCCAGCAGAACUAUCUUGUGACAUGAGCUACUGAGCUUUAAUACAUAAUUUUUUAAAUAUUGAAUUAAGCUCCAGGGAGGAGAACCAGUUUUCACUGCCUUCUGUAUAAUGUUAGUGACCAUUAGGACUGUGUUCUAAAUUGUGGGUUUUUCUGUUUUGUUUGUUUUUAAUUUUGUCCUAUGUGAUUCUGUUCUGAGCCAUUUCAUACACAUACAUGUGUGCACACUGCAUUUUGCUAAAUUAUUAAGCACAACACACGCACAUUCCACAGAAUAAAUAGGAAUACAGUGGGGUGGGGGAACUCUCCUCAGAACUAGAACCUACAUACUUAGUUUAUUGCCACUGCUGGAAUCUUGGAUAUAUAUUUAAAAUAUAUUUGAACAAUGUAUUUAAAAUAUAUUUGAACAAGCAAAGGGCCUGGUGGGAACUGGUUCACACAUUGAUUCAUCUCUCACUGCUUGGUAAUGCUCAUCCAGGUUGUACAAACAGCCUCCAUUGAAAAACAUUGUGGUUUAAGGCAAUAUAGAGUUCUGUCUACAGUGUUUGAUCCGUGAUGGUUCAGUUCAUAUAUGCAAGUCAUCACUUGAUGAACACACAUGCUCAUUUGGUGCUGGACCUUACAGGUCGCUGCCUCUAACCUGGCUGGCCCCGGAGCUGUCAAGGUGGUGGUGCUGGGUGUGUCCCUUAAUGGGUGUGGGCCCUAGCCUACUAGGUUCUGGUACCAGCCAUGUUUAACAGGUCUAUCCAUACUUUUCCUUUCCUUUGCAAGAUGAGUAACUCCUUGAAACAGGGCUGUUAAGAGCAUGCAUUCAAUCCACUGGUAUUUUGUUUACAAGAUAAUGGUUCCCUUCUACAAUGGGCCAAAUCCUUUUUAAUUGUAGUCUUAGCAACUGCCAUACCACUUCUGAGAAGCAGUCUUUCAAACUCAGAACAUCCAGUUUAUGACAACCAGUAUUAACUAAUAAUUUAUUCUCUUGCUCAGGGUUCUCUCAUAUUACCUUAGCCUAUAUUCGCACAAUUAGCAUUCCCAAUUUGUCAUGCAAGAACACUUGCAGUCUUUUUCUACACAAGGACCAUGGAUGCUUUGAUCAGAUCACCAAAUCACAGUUGCUUCUGAUGGUCUUCUCAGUCAAUAUUUAUCUGAAUUGGCCAUUAAGUUCAUCAGCAGUACCCAGGCAGGUGAGAAAGACAGUCACUGAUGUGUACAGUAGCUGAUGUGAUUUAGUAAUAUAACUAAACCACCCAAUGAUCUGUAAAUUGUGUCCCAAGUAUUAUGGAAAAAAAGAAAUUCAGAUAAAUAGGCUGUUUGUUUAUCUAUACCAUAGGUGUAUAAGAAACUAUUUUAUGUUUUAAUGCUAGCUUGAGCAGGACUGCUACCUGAAUUUAAGAAUUUAAUAUGGAGACUUGUUGACCAAAUAAUUUGUUUGAGAAACCAACAAAUUCUGUGAAUAUCAGUAGCAAAACCUUCAUUGAUUUAAGUGACUUAAAAAUAUGGGCUUUAGCAUUGACUAUGCCAGAGACGAAAUGCUGCAAAGCCUUUCAUUUGGAAGCAACUGAAGUCCUGUGCUCGAACUUCAGGAUCACAUUUCAACAGUCUUAUGGUAAUUUCUCAUAAAAUUGACCCUAAUUGGGCAGGGUAAGGCCUUCCCACAAGGCUUUUUAAAUUAAGUGAGUAAGUUGAACAGAAAAGCAAGAUAGCAAUCAGGUCUACAACUGUUUCUUCUAUGGGAAAAGUCAAGAAUGAGCUUGGCCAUUGGAACAACCACUCAAUUUAAUCUUGUCCCCCAUUUACAAGUGAGAUACACAAGAAAAUCAGUUAAGGAAACACCAAAGGCAGGGUCCAGAUUAGUGUUGUUUCCAUCAUGCGAUAAAUACAUGUCACUAAAUGGGUCAUUGCUACUCUGCAAUGUUACAGAACUGCCAGAGAUAGUGCAACAUGUAAAAACAGUCUGGAACAGGUUUCCUUCAGCAAUGUCCUUUCACUAGAAAAAUAGAGUUAUGCUAGUGCAACAGCAAUCUGGAUCCGCUAAAUAACUCUUUUCUGGUGAUUGAUCUUUGAUUCUGAUUCAUUGAUACUGCAUCAAACUUCUGAUUCUUAUUGAAGUAAUUUCUUUCAUCAAUCACUCAACUUACUCAUCCAUACAUAACCAUACCCCCCUACCCCCCUCUCUCUCUCACACACACACACUCCUACCUCUCACUGUACCCUGAUGGUGAUCUGAGUGAGUGGUGGAGUAAAUUGGACACCUUUGCCACAUAUCCAGCUUCAAUAAUACAAGUAUUAAAUCAGCUCACACUUGGUCUCAUGCAGAGGAUAAAAUCAGCCCUAAUUAGGAGUUUUUCCAAGGUGUGUACAGGAGGCACUAAACUGAAGCAGAGUCAACAGAAUGUUCUUUGUGUGCAAUAUAUUUACUUAAAUCCAUAAUGUGUGCAUUCUACAUGAAAAACCCAGCAGGACAUUCUCAAAUGCAUUAUUUUUACCAGGGAUGUAUAGUGAAAAGUCAGGGAGAAAAAGUUACGUGACGGCAGGAAAAAAACCCUGCACCAUUUGUAUUUUGCAGUUGAUAUUGCUGCUGGUAUUUUUGGGAAAGCUUAUAUAUAUGUAAUUUAAACUAUUUUUGGGGCUAUGUACAGAUGUUCUGAAGAUGAAUUAGUUUAUGGCUUCUCCAGAUCUAUUCUCUGCAGAAGAGUUUUAAUGAACUUUGAACAAUGAUGACAAUCAAACCAAAAUGUUCGUUACUGGUGUAAUAUUUAAUUUGUGUGGAUAGCUUGCGGGGGGAGUUGUUUUUGCACUGACCGUUUGCAAGUUGUUAAUAAUGAUGUGUUGUCCACAGUAGCAUACAAGAUACCUAACAGUUGAAAACUACCAAAACAUUUUCAUAAAUUGAACAUUGUUCCAGUACAGCUUUUGUCCAAAAUUUAUUUGUAAAGCUGUUGCUGGAUUAAUUAUAUUUUAGUUGAUUAACUGUAUGAGUUUUUCAGUUAAUUUGCAUAUGAGGAAAAAUCAUAGUUCUAAAGAGAAAAGCAUAAACCCUUGCUUCUAGCUGAUAUCACAGGUGUUGCAGAAGAUGAAGCUUCUAAGAUACUUUCCCCUUUUUCUCUCACAUGCGAGGAAAUGUCCCUUCUAAGAUGAUGUUUGCCACCUCCACUUUUUAUAAGUCCUUGUAUUAAAAAUAAUUAGAACAAUAUUUUCAAAUCUGUUGCCUGAUUAAUCAGAGGCACCUUUUUAGGAGAUUAAAAUGUUUUAUGCAGUGCAGUUCCAUGCAUGUCUACCCAGAAGUAAGUCCCACUGAGUGAAGUUUAUAAAGGAUUGCCACUUUAAUCUAUCAAACGAAUUAACUGACUAAAUUUGCCCUAUGUGGAAUGACUGAAUACUGUACAUGUUUGUCUUUUUAAUAUUCAGGCCGCAUACUUAUUUUGGUAGGGAUGUGCACGAACUAGUUCGUGCACUCCCGAGAGGCGGGGGGGGGCGGUUCCUUCAAGGAGCAGGGAGGCUGCCCUUACCUGUCCCACCGCUUUUCCCCACUGGUGCUCUCCCCAAAACCACUGGCAUGAGGCUGCAGCAUACCUCCUUGCAGCCCUGGUCAGCAUUGUACCAGAAGUGACCAAUGUGCAUACGCAUGGCAUGCACGCGCACACAUGUCAGCCACUGGGAUUGCAAGGAGGUAUGCUGCAGCCCCAGAAAUGCAGACUGGAAACGACACCAGAAGUCAUUUCUGGUGGCCCGGAAACUAUGGAUAGGUGAAAAUAACCUAUUUUUGCACCCGCAGAUAUGGAAACCAAGUCUCUAGGACCCCACCGUGGAUACACAAAAUGACAGCUGCUGAAACCGGGCUACCUGUAUUUUAAAGAGCCAUCACUGUUCAAGAAACCAUGUGGUGGGGGGGGGAUAUAAAUUUGGAAAAAGUUUUCCUGCCCAGACAUUGGGUUUCUCCAACACAGAAUAAUGCUUACUUCCAAAAUUUUUGGAAUGAGGAAAAGUUUUGCAUUAAACGAAAAUAUGCUAAUAAGGGGACGCACCUUCAAGGGCUGAUGUGAUUUACAAUACGAAGGGAAACUGAUAUGACUCCUUUACAAAGUUACUCAUUGGAAUGUUUAAAAAGGGGAUAAUUGCUGAUUGUUUUCUGUGUUCUUGCUCAUCUUCUGCAUUUUGUCACUAGCAAACCAUGGAUUUCUGAUUCAAUAAAAAGUAUGCAGUCUGAAUUUCUCACAAUCACAGUG
Messenger RNA from Hemicordylus capensis (graceful crag lizard), 6876 nucleotides. It is a transcript of the gene UBASH3B, whose product is annotated as ubiquitin associated and SH3 domain containing B. Lineage: Eukaryota; Metazoa; Chordata; Lepidosauria; Squamata; Cordylidae. The record is from RefSeq and is a predicted model, not a curated record. Bases 446 to 2401 code for a protein of 651 amino acids. Gene Ontology annotation, cellular component: cytoplasm. Gene Ontology annotation, biological process: negative regulation of bone resorption; peptidyl-tyrosine dephosphorylation; collagen-activated tyrosine kinase receptor signaling pathway. Gene Ontology annotation, molecular function: protein binding; protein tyrosine phosphatase activity. The transcript is spliced from 14 exons.